Messenger RNA from Gasterosteus aculeatus aculeatus (three-spined stickleback), 2162 nucleotides. It is a transcript of the gene vip, whose product is annotated as vasoactive intestinal peptide. The record is from RefSeq and is a predicted model, not a curated record. Lineage: Eukaryota; Metazoa; Chordata; Actinopteri; Perciformes; Gasterosteidae. Gene Ontology annotation, cellular component: extracellular region; neuron projection. Gene Ontology annotation, biological process: adenylate cyclase-activating G protein-coupled receptor signaling pathway; epinephrine secretion; regulation of protein localization. Gene Ontology annotation, molecular function: peptide hormone receptor binding; neuropeptide hormone activity.
AGCCGCGCGCACAGCGAACAGAGGAGGACACGAAGCCAGUGGAGAUAAAGACCACCAGAGACCAGGACCUCGGACAGCGAGCAGAGCGCCUUCUCCAGACCUCAUACAGAUCAGUGGUCCCAGCGGCUCCUGUCCGUGACUUCCGUCCUCACUGCUCGUUUCCGUCCUCAGGUGUAAAGCCAUGUUACAACGAACCGGCCCCCAGCUGCUCUUCCUCAUCGCCCUGUGCAGCGCGCUGUACUCCCGGACUCUGAGUCUGCCUUACACCUCCAUGCGGCCCCCCCGGCACGCGGACGGGCUGUUCACCAGCGGCUACAGUAAGCUGCUCGGGCAGCUGUCCGCGCGCAGGUACCUGGAGUCUCUGAUCGGGAAGCGGGUCAGUGACGAGUUGAUGGAGGAGCCGGUGAAGCGCCACUCUGACGCCAUCUUCACAGACAACUACAGCCGCUUCCGCAAACAGAUGGCCGUGAAGAAGUACCUGAACUCGGUGUUGACGGGGAAGAGGAGCCUCGAGGAUCCGGGAACCAGCGACCUGGAGGAGUCCAGAGACGAAGGCCCCGCCCCCCAGGAGAACUACGAUGACAUCGCCGUGGAUCACCUGCUCAACAACCUGCACCUGCCACUUUGAGGAGCGGCUUGUUCCAGCAAACACCUCCAGCCGCCCCCCCGCUCCAAAACGCCUCGUCAGCAUCGCUCCGAGACGCCGUUUGGGAAGUGAAGCCGCUGAUGAUGAUGUGUUCUCCCAUGUGGUUCUGUAAUUAUUCAUCCACACAUGUUUACACUCUAUGUAAAUACAUGUAUGUACACGCUACACUGCAUAGACUCUACACACGCAUGACCACGUGCUCCAUCGCAGCAAAAGCAAAUUACCAUUUACUUUCCUUUCAGGUCACUGUUGUUCCGUUGACUUUCAUUGAAGCCGUCUCUCUGUCGCUCUGAGUUUGAUGGUGAAAUGUAUCCCGUUGACUCCCAGUUAAAGAGUCAACCCACCGAAUGUCAAUAGAACAGCAUUUACUCUCAUUAGUGUACCUUUCCCGUUGAUUUUGAGCGGAUCUACUAUGACUCAGUGUUUCAUCAGUUAACUGUUCGAAUGAAUUCUCAAUUAGAACAGUUACCUUAACUUUCAAUAGGGAACGUUUGCUAAUCCUCAGUGGACUGCCAGCACCAUUGACUUUCAGCAAAACAGGGAAGUCAAACUGUUCUAUUAACCUCAUUUGAAACGUGACUCUAUUUACUUUUAGUAAGAAAAUGAUCGAAAUAGAAACGAACAUUUUUGUCACUUUUGUUUCUAAAACAAGCUUUAAGAGGAACAAGGUUUUAAUAGAACUGCUGCCCAACAAAUUGGUGGGAAAUUUGUCCAACACAUUAUAAUAAAAAAAAUAACAUAUUGAACCUGAAUGAACAGCAUUUGCUUCAAUAGAGCAACAUUUUCAUUGAAUUUCAUCUGUGAAUGGAACCUCUGUGUGAUUUUCACAAACCAAGGUUUCCAUUAACCUUUGAAUUGACUUUGAAGAAAAUAAUGAAUCUUUAAUUGGAAAUGAACACAAUUAACUUUUAGAGAAACCGCUGCUUUACAGAACUUUUUAAGGGCAUAUUUAUCCCAAUGAAAGUUAAUGUAACAACUGUUCGACUCAUUUCAAGUGUAAUUUAUCCCAUUGACUUUCAGUCGAACAUGUGACUCGUUGAACUCGAGUAAAAACAGAUUUUUCAGUCUCGUUUCAAACUUUCAGUGGAUCAUUAUAUUUAAAUUCAAAGCAUCUUUCUGAAGUCUGAUUGGCUUUCACUAACCAGUAGUUCCAUAGACUUCCAAAAGAGAAUUCUAACACCGUUGACUUUCCGUGGAAUCACAAAUUCACAGAUACGAUGUGUAAAUGACGAUUGGACUGCUUACAGUGCAUAGAAGUGUUCUUCUAUUAGACAACACAUGUUGUGCAGAAUUAACAGGUUUUAUUUCCAAAGGUUCACAAAUCAGGAUCGAAGUGCUGACUUGUUUUCAGAGAAUCCAAACGCGGUCGUUUCACCAUUAAAAGGCAUUUAAUCACUUUACACUAUUCCAUAUGUAGAGCAAAGACCUCACAACACAGUACAACAUCAUGAGCAUAGACCACAGUGAUGUACACCACUCACCGAAUAAAAGAUAUGGUUUUAUUUUUCAAAGCUGA